Varroa destructor (honeybee mite) is the source of this 5783-nucleotide messenger RNA. Its product is annotated as glutamine synthetase-like. NCBI's taxonomy places the organism in Eukaryota, Metazoa, Arthropoda, Arachnida, Mesostigmata, Varroidae. The record is from RefSeq and is a predicted model, not a curated record. Gene Ontology annotation, molecular function: glutamine synthetase activity. Gene Ontology annotation, cellular component: cytoplasm.
GCACAAUCGUCUUGUAAGAAGAUGUGUAAACUAUACUAAUUUAACGUUGUGAUCAAUAGCGCUGCCAUGAAACAAUUCAGUGUGAGAUGGACAGAUUUUAUAUCGCAAAAGGACAUCCAUGUGUCCGUACAAGAUUACCCCUAAAAAACAAAAGAAUAUCCUGGACAGCAGAAAUACGAACUUUAAAGGCGAUUUUCCUCUACAAUGGAUGUGCUCCAACUGCAAACAGCCCUCGGGCGUUACCUUAAGAUCAAACCAGAGGGAUCGAAGGCAAUAGCUACGUAUAUAUUUGUGAAUUACUAUGGGAGUAUAUGCGCUAAAUCCAGGACACUGUCUAAAGAGCCUGCUUCAAUUCAUGAUGUGCCAAAAUGGUCGUUUGGGGUAAGUGACAGAAUGGUAGAUAGCGACGUCACCCUCGUACCAGUUGCUCUGUUCAAAGAUCCAUUUCUGCUCGGAGCCAACAAACUUGUUGUAUGUGACGCGACCCGUAAUGGACAGCCAUUCGGCCCAAAUAAACGUACGGCUUGCGAACAAGUCAUGCGGCUUUGUGCCGACCAAGAGGUACAGAUAGGUAUGGAACAGGAGUACACGAUGCUUGAUACGGAGGGUAAACCGUUGGGUUGGCCAAUAAGAAUUCACUUAAACGUUCCCAUUGAAUGUCGGGGUUAUAUCUGCGGUGUGGGCUCUGACCGUGUGCACGGACGGGCGUUGUCAGAUGCGCAUUAUCUAGCUUGCUUGUACGCCGGGGUUACGAUUAGCGGAACAAAUGCUGAAGCGACAAUCUCACAGUGGGAGUUUCAGGUAGGCCCGUGUGAGGGGGUUGCAAUUGGAGAUCAUAUGCUUGCAGCUCGUUACAUUCUACUUCGUUGUUCUGAAGACUUCGGCAUUUACGUGACGUUUGAUCCCCUACCGAUCGAAGGCCCGUGGACUGGAACCGGGUGUCAUGUCAACGUUUCUACAAAAGCAACGCGUUCGGAAGGAGGAAUGAGCGCAAUCUACGCAGCCAUUAAGAAGCUAUCGAAACGUGUUCCGGAACAUCUUGCAGUCUGCGAUCCACGGGGCGGAGCGGAUAAUCAGCGUCGCCUGGAAAAGGGCUUAUUUUGUCCAAAACUCGACAACUUUACUUGGGGUGUGGCAGAUCGAUCUGCGGCAGUGCGGAUACCUCGGCAUGUGGCUGACGUUGGCCGUGGCUAUUUUGAGGACCGAAGGCCCGCAUCGAACUGUGAUCCGUACGACGUCGCAAAACGAAUGGUAGAAACUAUCUGUUUAGAUCAGUAAUUUGAAUAGGAGUGAUAGCCCCGGGGCAUAGAUUCCACCUAUCUAGAGAAUUAUCCUUUUAUGAUUAUUUUUUUGUUAAGGCCGUACUCGAAGCAUUAUUUUGUAACGGACAGCUUUACGAGCCGAUAAUAAAACGUGAAUUCUCAGUAUUAUUGAUAGUAUUAUUAUUUUUUAAUAAACAUGUCCACAUGCGAUAAAACCAGUAUAAUCCACUCAGCUGAGAAAAAAAUAACACCAAUUUGCGGAUAUGCGUUGCUGAACUAUCGCUAGAGGCUACAAAUCACAUUGGCUGUAAUGGAUAGCUACUUGUAAAACCUGAGCUAGACUCUUAAAAAAAAAUUGCUAACUUUUACCAACAUGUGGUGAUGUUAGGGUCACGUAGUAUUUCGCAAAAGACGCGCAUAUUUUAUAACGCUGUCUUCGCAAACAUACACCCUUGAUGAAUCUGGACUGCCUGGUCCUUCGCUCGCUGAUCUCCCUGUCUUCGUUGAGUAGUUUCCGUACCGUUUACUUUGGGUAGCAGAAUUCGACUGACAGCCAGCCAAUUACAUUGCAUUAUGUCGCUGUUAAUAAAUGGAAAUGUGUUAACGUUAACGACGUGGUAUUUGCUGUGUGUUACAAAUGGGAAGGAAAAGCCUAAGGAAAAACACCUAUUUUUCAAUGCACGCUUGCUUUUUACUCUAUCCCGUAAUGUUACAUCGUGGAUAAAUUAUCUGAAAAAGGUGGAAUGUAUAUCUGUCUCCUCUAUGAUUGAAGCUCUUUUACAAGCAAAGGAAGCAACCUCUACCUGUCGACUAGGUUCAUUUCGGGCGUUGUUGCUCGUAAUAGAUUUUAGAACUUAUGGCCAGACCUGUCAAACAAUUCAGCUCAAUUCCAAGUACGAAAUCAAUAUCGACUUAAGGCAGUGCAGUAUGUUUCCUACGGAAAAGCUACGUGCAACCGAAUUGAAAUUGUUCCAGGUUCCCAAAUAACUAUGGCUACUAUGUUUUUUGUGGUACAAAUUAUAAACCGCACUGUAAUACUUGUAUAAAGCAUAUCUAUUGCUACUUUUGGGUAGAAUGAUAAUAAAUAACCUAUACGUCACUCUCGUAAAUAGAACAGUGUUGACAAGAUAUCCUAUUUUCUACAUCACAUGUAGAAAUCACCUACCUGAUUCAAUGUUUCUUAACAGGCAGAAAAUAUAUCUAGGUCUAUAUUUUUCUUACCCUUAGAAUUUUCUUGCGAGUUUGGCUUAUCUUAAGCUCGAAUUGGUCACUACCUUAUUUAAUCAUCUGGUAACUCGACGAUACCAAUACUCCGAUUUAUAGUGAAUCGUACAUUGAUUCUAAUGUGACGGAUUUGAUAGAAUAUUGCGUAUGCUGAAAUCGUAACUAACUGCUGGCCUUUUUCUGUCAGUUACUGUCGUCUAUCCGACGAAUGACUGCGAUUUGAUAACCACAAAGCUUGUAUCAUACAAAAUGGUGAGUUUGGCUAAAGUGUCGUCUAAAUUUUCGGAAUAUACGCGUAGAUUCUCAGAGAGGGUAAUAGUUCAGGCGCUCGUGCAAUUGGGCUACACUGUAUAGAAAUUAAAUGGGUAUAAUACAUUUUUAGGACCGAUAAAGGCCUUACAUAUUUUGGAGAACAAUAUUAACCAUGCAAUAAAGGUUUUAGGUUAGUGAUAUGGGUAAUCGUUCUGUAGAAAAAUUUAGGUUUUGAUUUAUCGAAGUAGAUUGCAGAAUCUCGCAGAAUCCGAAUGUAUGAUCUGCCUCAGGUUUGAUGUUAAUGUAUGGAGCUCCAUUAAAGUGAUAUACAUUGAGUAAAGGCUGGAAGGAAGAGGGCGCCGAACAAGUCAGUACAUGACUUCCAGAUGUGUGUAGCUCAACCAGCAGUGAACGCCGUUGUAGGGGAAACGGAAAUUUUCUUUUGAGAGUUCUAUGGAAAAGGUAAUGGAAAGGGAAAAAAAUGACAUUGCAAAUUGUAAUUUGUAUUUAAGAUAAGAUGCAAUAAUAACGUCAAUAUUGACCAGGUUAAGGAGAAGAAAACUUCGUUUAUUCUACAGUUGUUCAAAGUCAUCAGAAGGGAUGUGUCAAGUACGCCUUUCCAACCUUUACUGUGCUUUCAAACUUUUUUCACACCAUUGAUUUUAGAAACUGGCUUCUUUGCCAUUUGCGCACGAUACAUAUUAUCUAAGUUUGUGGACAGAUGCGUCAGGUAGGGAGAUGGUAAUAACCUUAUGUGGUAACCUUGCAAAAUAACACUUUUAAACUGUGUAGGACCUAACGAAAAUCAACAAGAGGUAGGUAGAUUGACGGUACAAAUUGUAUAGAACAUUCAAGGCCUUUUAACUAGGCCAAUAUGGAUGCUGUCAUCACUGUCCGUCAAACAAAAACAAGGAGAUCAGCCGACGUCGUGUCCAGCAUAAUUUCUCACGUUUACGAUAAUAAUCUAAGCAGUGAGGCGUCAAGCUAGAACAGUUACAGAAAAUAUUGUCUAACAAAUAAUUUCAAAAUUCCUAGAAAAAACAUUUGAGAAAUAUCGCUGAACGCUAAUUAUUUUCGAUUCAUGUCGGUAUAUAUAUAUAUACCAUAGAUACUCAAGGUGUACGCUCAUGCAACCACCCUUGAAGAUAUCAACUAGCUUGUUGAGGCUUAGAAGUGAGCCGUGAAGUGCAAGGAUAAUCUGAAACAUGUGGCGUUUAGAUCCCCAGUGUCGAUCCCUCGGCAUUUAGUUCUGUUUAUUUAAGAAACGUUAGUGGAUCCAACCGAACCCACUUAUUAUAUUGGUUUGUCAAAUAGUUUUUCAACACUUGAUAUAGUUUACUGUUUAAUACCGGUUAAUGUGUUACUAGUUGAGCUUUUCCCAUUAGAAGACACGAUAAAAAUAAUAUCACUAGCUCUUCACAACGAUUCUGCACUGCUACCCAACAGCCAGAAUCGCCGUAUGGUAUCGCAACGUUAACUGUUUGUCGGUACGAGGCAGUCACCUUGUCCAGGCGUCUCGACGGUAAGUGGACAGCCGAAUAACGCGCAGAAAACUUUUCCUAAACGUAACGCUGACUAUCGUCAUAGCAAUAAUACGACUAAGAUAAUUGCAGAGCUCAUUCUCUUCGUAAUUAGCUAAUAGAUAAGCAGAUAGGGCGCGGAAAAAAGAGAGAUUACAACAUUGAGCCCAUAAGCAUUUACGCCAUGCUAAAAUUAACUGUUUGGCCCAGUUUGUCCAUGGCAUGUGGACGACGAUAUCCACGCGCUGUACGAGCCACUCGUCCGCCAGCCAAGCAAUGUCUAUUUACUACAGUGGACCCCAAAGGCACCUCAAGUGUCUUCGAGAUGUUAUAUAUAAUCCCUUUUACUUCUCGCCCUUUCUCCCAUCUGGGGGAUUUAGUACCCGCAGAUCAGGGGAUGAGCUACAAAGCAAUCAUCGGUCAACUACAACCCACUGUCCAGUUGAUCCGAAAGUGAUCGGUAUAUCGUUGCAGUUUUUAGCAACGAAAGUUUAUGCCACGAGAAGAAACCGAACAGGCCAGUAUUGCGUCCACGCCCCUUCUGAGGUGGCAUUGGAAUCUUCACGGCUACGGAUCAUUGAAUCAUCAAGCAGCUGCUAAGCUCGUUCAGCGCCAAGUGGAUUUUGUACGCUAGCCGUUAUAGCUAUGAGUACACCAGCGUGAAUAUCUAUUUUAGAAAAAACCACAUAACUAAUUCUCUCCAUUUAAUACAGUCGCCUUUGGAUUUGGUAGGUUUAUAAUUGGAUGGAAAGUUUCAUCAAGGCAAAGUGGGAAGUUGGACGAUUUAAGUUGAAAAUGUGCGCGUCUUUAACUGGACAUUCAUGAGUAAUAACAAAAAAGCUUAUAUAUUCUCUACGGCAUUUCAUGCUUUUCCUCUGUUGAACCUAAUUCAAUUGCUGUAACUUGUCCUAGGCCAGUGCCAUUCUCUCUCUGGUUAUGAAAAUUUUACUCUAUACAAAGUAUACUCGAACCCAGUACGAGCAGCAGAAUAGUACUUCCUGUUGUUAACCGAUUUCAGUUUUUCGCUAACGUAAUAGAUACUGAGAUUGUUACUUAUUGACCCGAAGCAAACGUGUGCUACAAAGGUCAAAUUGUGGAUUUCCAGUAGUAAUGUUUAUGGAGCGUACCUGAAAUUAAAUUUUCACCAAUAAGACUUUAGACAUUGACACCUUAUUGCGGCCUGAAUUUACUGAACGAAGUUUACAGAAGGAGGAGGUUUACAUUAUUACUACUAAGGACAGCUAGAGUGUUUUAAUUACCAAUUUAUUUCUCGUUGUCAGACGGAUCGAUGACGCCGGAUUUCACAUGGUAGGAUGUAAACAAAGGCUUAUUAAGGGUUGAGUUAACUGGAAGGCUCGAUUUACUUAAUUAAGUGACACAAACGUGCCCGCCGUGUAUCUGUUUAUCUGUAGAACAUACAUACAUGAGACCCGUUGCAACAGGUCGUAAACAGGUUUUAAACCUAAUGAGAAUUAGCGUGUAUGAAGAGUAUAUUAAAUGCGUGUCAAAAGUAUGUGUCAACUUA